Penicillium coprophilum is the source of this 1626-nucleotide messenger RNA. RefSeq names its product cytochrome P450. The record is from RefSeq and is a predicted model, not a curated record. The transcript has 2 exons. Bases 1 to 1626 code for a protein of 541 amino acids. Gene Ontology annotation, molecular function: oxidoreductase activity, acting on paired donors, with incorporation or reduction of molecular oxygen; monooxygenase activity; heme binding. NCBI's taxonomy places the organism in Eukaryota, Fungi, Ascomycota, Eurotiomycetes, Eurotiales, Aspergillaceae.
AUGAUUGAAGACCUUUUCGUACGGAUGACCCUCAGUCGGGCCUCACUGUGGGCUCUAGGGCUAUUCGUUGCAUUCUGCGUCUUCAGAAAAUUUCAAGCUUCAGCACAAAUCGCCCGGCUCGGGUUGAGAGCUCCUAGGAUCAAGUUUCAUCUCCCAUAUGCUCUCGACUUCAUCUUCCAAGGCUACAAAGCCAACCAAGUGAACCGCGACUUAGAGUUCUGGGACGAACAAAUGGGGCAAGCAGGCGGCCUGACAAAUGUGAAGACAGCCGAACUCGAUGCUGGCAUUUCCACCCGUAUGAUCCUUACCAAGGAUCCAGAAAACAUUAAGGCAGUCCUCACAGGCCAGUUCGCCGACUAUGGCAAGGGUGAGUCCUUCCACCAGGAGUGGAAGGAGUUCCUAGGCGACAGCAUCUUUGCCACAGACGGGGAACUAUGGUCACGUUCCCGCCAGCUCAUCCGUCCCAUGUUCGUGCGUGACCGCAUAGUUGACACAGAAAUCUUUGAGAAGCAUGUUCAAAAACUCAUUCCGCUUCUCGGCGGCAGCGACUCACCCAGCAGCAGCAAGAUAGUGGACGUCGGGUCACUCUUUUUCCGGUACACUCUCGAUGCAGCAACAGACUACCUGCUCGGCAAGGGUACCGACAGUUUAGAUAAUCCGGCGACCCGGUUCGCCGAAGCCUUCAGAUAUGUGCAACAGCGCCAAGCGGAAUUUUUCCGCUUCGGAAUCUUUAGCCGUGCCAUGUCACGCACCGAGUUUCGCAAGAACCUCAGGAUAAUGGACGAGUUCAUUCAGCCAUAUAUUCAAACGGUCCUCGCCCGCUCAGCCAGUGAACCUAACGAGAAGCUCUCAAAACGUGAGACCUUCCUCGACGCGCUAGCUAGCUUUACCCGCGAUCCCCGUGUGCUCCGUGAUCAACUCGUUGCCGUUCUCCUCGCAGGCCGCGACACUACAGCCGCCACACUGUCCUUCUGCCUCUUUGAGCUAUCACGCAACCCAGAAGUCGUUGCCAAGCUGCGCGACGAGAUCCGUGACAGACUCGGCGUUGGCAUCAAUGCCCAGAAACCUAGCUACACUGAUCUUAAGGAAAUGAAGUACCUUAAUGCAGUGCUACACGAGACGAUGCGUGUAUACCCAGUCGUGCCAUUCAACGUGCGCAACUCUCUGCACGAUACCACUCUCCCACGCGGCGGUGGACCGGACGGACGCUCACCAGUGGGUGUGCGUGCAAACUCGCGGGUUAUCUACUCAACGAUGCUAAUGCAACGAGAUCCUGAUUUGUAUGACGGCCCCGAAUCGGAGAACUACUUUGAUCCUGGGAAAUGGAUUCCUGAGCGGUGGGUUUCCGGCUGGCAGCCUAAGCCAUGGCAUUUUGUUCCUUUUAAUGGUGGCCCACGGAUCUGUAUUGGCCAGCAGUUUGCUACUAUUGAGAUGGGGUACACGGUCAUUCGGAUCUUACAGAAUUAUGAGCGGAUUAUUGCGCUACCGGUUGGUGGCAAAGAUAAAGUUGACGACCCGGUGCUUCGGUUUGAAGUUACCCUCAGUCCGGGCUCUGAGUUGAACUGCGUUUUCCUCAAGGAGGGUGAAGAGGCUGCGCGUAGUGCCACACAGUCGAAUUUUGCUUGA